This is a messenger RNA of Cladocopium goreaui, 1260 nucleotides long. Lineage: Eukaryota; Dinophyceae; Suessiales; Symbiodiniaceae. The record is from the annotation of a GenBank genome assembly.
AUGGGCUACAACCACUUUUCCGCUGAUGUCCUUUGGGACUUUGCAGGGGAGGACAUCCGUGAUGCUUACUCCGCUGUUGUCUUUGCAAAAGGUGCUCUAUGUUUUGAGCAAGCAGAUUCUUCCUAUGUGGAUGAUCUUCCCGAACUGCGCGACGCGAUCCUUGGCGCCUUGCUUGGGCUCUGUUCGCAUCACGUGGCCUUCAGGGAUUGCAUAGACCCUGAAGCGAACAUUGACAUCGAAAUUCGCAACGAGCAGUUAGCGCUGCAUCAGGCACUUGUGGCAGCAGCUGCUGCGCGACAACAGCUGAUGCCCUGUCUCUUGGCAUUCCCUUGGCGCACAGGUCUGAUGGGCGACAAGCGCUUACCUGAACUCGUGAGAUUCUUGCGGGACCGAAGCGAAGCAAUGAGACAGCAGAAGAUAGAGACGCUGGAUUCUGGAUCUUUCCCUCGAUGGAGCCCGUUCUUGCAGUCCUUAGGGGAGGAAGUGGACGAAUGGCGCCGCGAAGUGCGACUCUUCGCCACGGAGCUCUGGUCGUUGAUGGACUUGGCACCGCCCAAACGGAGCGUCUUGAGAGACCUUGCUGUCUUGGCUCGGGUGGCAGCGCCGACAGAGGUGGUGUGCUCUGCCUUGUUGCAGCACGGUUUGGCGGCAGCCAGUGGCGAUGCAGUUGCUGUUGCUUCUCUGGUUGCGUUGGCAGAUGCUGCGGCAGCCAGUGGCGAUGCAGUGCUCAGUGCCGUGCUGGCCCAUUUGGAGGACUCACAACGUCAGCGAGUCGCUGAGAUGCUGCGGUCGACAGCACCGAAGGCUGAGGCAUGGGCUCAGCUAUUGGAGGCAGCACCGAGACAUGCGAUAAAACCUCGGUUUCUCCGCCAAAAAGUUUCAUCCCCAAAAAUGCAGUGGUUUAAAAUCUGGAAAGAUACGGAAACCAUGGUCUUCCCGAUUCAAAAUGAAUGUCACGGCCAUGAGGUUGAGGAUAGUUGGGGUAUACGUUGCAACGUGUUGCAAUAUAUGUUGCAAUAUGUUGCAAUAUGGCUAUAUGGUCAGUACAGGGUAUAUCUUUGGAGCUGGUGUGGCCAGGAAGCUCCACAAGCGACACCAGCCGAGCCGCUGCGGCAGGAGGGGAACUUGGGGUGUCACGGUGCCGUCAUCUAUGGUCAUCUGCACAGAUCUUCACAGCAUUUCUGUCCGUCCAUGUCCAUUUUGUCCAUGUUGAUGCUGCUGGUUCCAGUUCUAGAACUCAGUAGAAAGAUGUACUAUUGA